This is a messenger RNA of Capra hircus (goat), 1014 nucleotides long. It is a transcript of the gene TSPAN8, whose product is annotated as tetraspanin 8. The record is from RefSeq and is a predicted model, not a curated record. Bases 181 to 894 code for a protein of 237 amino acids. Gene Ontology annotation, cellular component: membrane. The transcript has 9 exons. Lineage: Eukaryota; Metazoa; Chordata; Mammalia; Artiodactyla; Bovidae.
ACUAUAUUUCAUAUACUGAAGUCCGCGGAGCAAAUGGGUGCUUCCUGGCUCGACACUGACUCCUGUCCCAGGCUGUGAGUGCAGAAAUCUCUGCAGGCAAAUUACUCCAGAGCCAUCACAGAACAAUCCUAGAAGAAACAGUUAAACUCACAGUAUCAGGAUUCCUGAGCCUUUUCCAACAUGGCAGGUGUAAACAUCUGUAUAAAAUGUUCUAUGUUUAUCUUCAACUUUGUGUUCUGGCUAUGUGGUGCCAUUAUCCUUUCCGUAGCUAUUUCAAUACGAGCAGGGAAAAUUGGUCAAGAGAUUUUCACUCCUGGGGAUGCUAACCUUAGCCCUUUUAUUGCUGUGAAUAUAUUAAUUUUUGUGGGUGCUGUCAUCAUGAUUCUGGGUUUCCUGGGAUGCUGUGGUGCCAUGAAAGAAAACCAGUUCAUGAUGAUUUUGUUUUUCAUAGGACUGCUUAUGAUCCUACUCCUGCAGGUGGCCGCAGGUAUCCUAGCAACUGCUAGGAAAUCUAAGACUGAACAAGCUCUGAAUAAGACUCUCCUGAUGAAUGCACGUCUUUUGAGUUCAACAAAUGAAAAUGAAAGAGUAUUCCAGGAAGCCUUUUCUGAACUUCAAGAACAGUUAAAAUGUUGUGGUUUGGUCAAUGGAGCUUCUGAUUGGGGAAGUAAUUUUCAGCACUACUACAAGACAUGUGAAUGUCCAAGGGAAUCAGAUUCCUGUAUAAAGUAUAGUGGAAAAACUAUUUACAAACAGUCAUGCUUUGCCUCGAUAAGCCACAUGUUUUCAAAACGCCUUUUCAUAGUUAUGGCACUAGCAUUUGGACUGGCGGCUAUUGAGGUACUUGGUCUGAUAUUUUCUAUUGUCCUGUACUGCCAGAUGAGGAAGAAAUAAAACUGUGGAUGUGUGGAGCCAUCAUCGGUCAAACCCCUUUAAAGUUUUACUUUGGAGUUGUUACUUUAUGAGUGCCAUGGUGAGAGCAGCUUUCCUAUUAAAAUGUGUCAUUUAGCUGGA